Molecule: messenger RNA, 3336 nt
Organism: Vombatus ursinus (common wombat)
Lineage: Eukaryota; Metazoa; Chordata; Mammalia; Diprotodontia; Vombatidae
Gene: ATG16L1
Product: autophagy related 16 like 1
Exons: 19
Coding region: 16-1890 (624 amino acids)
Biological process (GO): autophagosome assembly; negative stranded viral RNA replication
Cellular component (GO): autophagosome membrane
Molecular function (GO): protein binding
Source: RefSeq, a predicted model, not a curated record
CGGCAAGGGGCGGCGAUGUCGACGGGCCUCCGGGGCGCCGGGCUCCCGAGCUGGAAGCGCCACAUCGCGGAGGAGCUGCGGCGGCGGGACCGGCUCCAGAGGCAGGCCUUCGAGGAGAUCAUCGCGCAGUAUAAUAAGUUGCUGGAGAAAUCAGAUCUUCAGUCGGUGUUGGCUGACAAACUACAAGCAGAAAAAUAUGACUUGCAAAGCAGGCACGAGAUCAGUCCAGGCCAUGAUGGCACGUGGAAUGAUGCUCAGCUCCAGGAAAUGGCCCAGCUGAGGAUCAAACAUCAGGAAGAGUUAACUGAAUUGCAUAAGAAGCGUGGGGAGUUAGCUCAGUCGGUGAUCGACCUGAAUAACCAGAUGCAGCAGAAGGACCGGGAGAUGCAGAUGAAUGAAGCAAAAAUUGCCGAAUGUUUGCAGAAAAUCAGUGAGCUGGAGACUGAGUGCCAAGAACUUCGAAAUAAGCUGCAGGACCUCGAAAGAGCCAACCAGACACUAAAGGAUGAAUAUGAUGCCCUGCAGAUCACCUUUACUGCCUUAGAAGAGAAACUGAGGAAAACCACGGAGGACAACCAAGAGCUGGUCACUCGCUGGAUGGCUGAGAAAGCCCAGGAGGCUAAUCGUCUCAAUGCAGAAAACGAGAAGGAUUCUCGACGCCGCCAGGCCCGGCUGCAGAAGGAGCUUGCAGAAGCUGCCAAGGAGCCGUUGCCUGUAGAACCGGAUGAUGACAUAGAAGUGCUUGUGGAUGAAGCUUCAGAUGCGGCCGAGGAGACGUCGCCCAUUCGAGCGGUCAGCCGGACAGCCACUAAGCGACUCUCCCAGCCUGCUGGAGGCCUUCUGGACUCUAUCACUAAUAUCUUUGGUCUGUCCGAGUCUCCCCUUUUGGGACACCACCCUUCUUCUGAUGCUGCCAGGAGGCGUUCUGUCUCCUCCUUCCCUGUUCCUCAGGAUAACCCAGAUGCUCAUCCUACUUCUAGUAAAGAAGUGCGGGUCCCCACAACUGCAGUUUAUGUCUUUGACGCUCACGAUGGAGAAGUGAAUGCCGUGCAGUUCAGCCCCGGCUCCCGGUUACUCGCCACAGGAGGCAUGGAUCGGAGGGUCAGACUUUGGGAAGUGUUUGGAGAUAAAUGUGAGGCAAAGGGCUCCCUUUCUGGCAGUAAUGCAGGAAUCACCAGCAUUGAGUUUGACAGUGCUGGAUCUUAUCUCUUGGCGGCUUCAAAUGAUUUCGCCAGCAGGAUUUGGACUGUGGAUGAUAACCGGUUACGGCACACGCUCACAGGGCACAGUGGGAAAGUCCUGUCUGCCAAGUUCCUGCUGGACAACGCACGGAUUGUUUCAGGAAGUCAUGACCGGACCCUCAAACUCUGGGAUCUGCGCAGCAAAGUCUGUAUAAAAACGGUAUUUGCCGGAUCCAGUUGCAAUGAUAUCGUCUGCACGGAACAGUGUGUAAUGAGUGGACAUUUUGACAAGAAGAUCCGUUUCUGGGACAUAAGAUCUGAAAGUAUAGUCCGGGAAUUGGAACUCUUGGGGAAGAUCACAGCCCUCGACUUGAACCCAGAGAGAACAGACCUCUUAAGCUGCUCCCGAGAUGACCUCCUAAAAAUUAUUGACCUGCGAGUUAAUGCUGUCAAACAGACCUUCAGUGCUCCGGGAUUCAAGUGUGGGUCCGAUUGGACCCGAGUUGUCUUCAGCCCUGACGGCAGCUACAUAGCAGCUGGCUCAGCGGAGGGGUCUCUCUACAUCUGGAGCGUGCUCACGGGCAAGGUGGACAGGGUCCUUUCGAAGCAACACAGUUCUUCAAUUAAUGCAGUGGCAUGGUCACCUUCUGGCACUCACGUGGUCAGUGUGGACAAAGGAAACAAAGCUAUUCUGUGGUCUGAAUACUGACUGGAUGGCAUAGGAAAAACAAAAUCUCAGGUGCCAUCUUUGUAGGAGAGCUGUUCCAGGACGGAAGGAUCGAGGAAGGCUCGGCCUAAAGCUGGCGUUCCAUGGGGUUUAUUGCCAAGGGUGCCACUGUGACUUCCCAGAGAAGAGCUCUUGUGACAAAUACAGCGGCUAUUGUUCCUUGGACAGAAUUUCAGAGGCCUCGAAGAUAAAUACUGAGAAAAUAAUCGACACUGCAGGUGUUUCACAAGGGAUCUGCUUCCUGCCCUUGGUUUGGAUGAAGAACACUACUGGCUUUGACUUUCUGUGCCUCAGGGGAUGGAGCACACAGCACCAGCUGGGUCCCCUCACGGACAGCAAUGCCAAUUAUCCCAAAUAGCCAUGUUCAUUCUCCUUUAGCACUUUCCCUCAUCCUUAAAAAGUUAGGAAUUAUUCACGGUUCUGGUCUAACCCAAGUCCCAGUGUUUUUUGGGUCCAACAAGUUGACCUGAAAUAUGGAAAGGGUGGGUCCUAAUGGGUCUGGAGCAUGGUGGAGCGGGCAUAAGUGAGUCUGGUGGUCUCUAGUGUGUCUUUGUUUACAUGUCUCUUCUUCUGAUCUUCUCUAGCCACCCCUACAGAAAUUCACCAUUCUGCUUAAGCUGCUGCACAUGGGAGAAUCAGAGUAGGAAACAGUCUCCUUCUAUGUAUCAGUUUGAUGUAAAGCUUGGGACGGAGAUACCACGGAGGGAGGAGGGGGGCGUGCUGUCGUCAUGAGCAGUGUGGCAUGCCUGUUAUUCCCCAGGCCACUCUCUGUCCCACCAUCCUCUCCAGCUAUGCUUCUGUUAAGUUGUUGGUAGCUUGCAAGAGGUUGAAACCUUGAAUGUAUCACUCUGGGACUUGACCCCUUCCAGUGACCUGUCCCCUUCACCAAGCACACGUGCGAUACCUCUUUGGUGCUUGACGGAAGAAGCAUGAGGAAGCCAAAGCACUUCUGCCUCCUCCCAUCUGAGAGCCCAUGAUGAGGCAGAGCGGAUUUGGGGGGAUGACACUGACUCAACAUUUAUCCCUGCGUGUAAAAUUUCAAUUAUGUCAGAUGGGCUUCUAAGCCGCCUUUUGUUGUCACCGUCUAAUUUGCACUUUAUUUUGCUUCCUUCCUGAACCACUUCCGUCUGUAGUUUGGGAAGCGUCUCUUAGUGCUGGGUUAAAGGCCUGGGGUUUCAGUUGCCUCGUCUGCAAGGUGACCUCUAAGGUUCCUUCCGCCUCCAAGUCUCCAAUCCUCAGCCAAGGGAAUACUCUCCACAUUCUUGUUCCUUGCCUACCCUCACACUACUCUGAUCCCAGUUCUUGAUUCAGGCGACCUCUCUGGAAAGGAGUCAAAUGAACUAGACAGACCUGGACACAGCUUUUAUUUAUUUUAUUAUACUGCCCAGGAGAACUUGAUUGUAAAUAAAUUCUGCUUUAAAAAUUUCA